GUGGCCUCGUGAGGCGGCGCGGCCCGGGCGUUGCGCGGCGGCGGCGGCAGCGGCGGGAUCGGCCCGGCCCCGGUUCUGCCCCCGGUUCCUGGCCCGGUGCCGGCCCCGGCGGAGUCUCCGCGAGCCCAGGGGGUGCGGCCAUGGCGGGCGCAGCGCCCCCCGCAGGCGCCCCCGAGCACCCGUUCACCUGCCGGGAGUGCGGCAAAUCCUUCCGCUGGUCCUCGCGCCUGGCGCAUCACCUGCGCAGCCACACGGGCGAGCGGCCCUACCGCUGCCCCGAGUGCCCCAAGGCCUUCAAGGGCUCCUCCGCCCUCCUCUACCACCUGCGGGGCCACACGGGCGAGCGGCCCUACACCUGCGGCACCUGCGGCAAGAGCUUCAAGCGCUCCUCGCUGCUGCAGACGCACCUGCGCGUGCACACGGGGCUGCGCGCCUUCCAGUGCUCCCAGUGCGGCCUCACCUUCAAAUGGGCGUCCCACUACCAGUACCACCUGCGGCAGCACUCCGGCGAGCGGCCCUACCGCUGCCCCAGCUGCCCUAAAGCCUUCAAGAACUCGUCCAGCCUGCGGCGGCACCGGCACACGCACACGGGCGAGCGGCCGCACGCCUGCGGCACCUGCGGCAAGGCCUUCGCGCAGGCCACCAACCUGCGGCAGCACCUGCGCGUGCACACGGGCGAGCGGCCCUACAGCUGCGGCACCUGCGGCAAGAGCUUCACGCACUCGUCCAACCUGCAGCUGCACCGCCGCACGCACGGCCCUGCCCCGCGCUGCCCCGCCUGCGCCGCCGCCGCCGCCGCCUCGCCCGCCUGCCCGCACGGCCCCGCCGGUGCCGCCUCACCUGAGCCGCUCUGGAGGCCCCUGGGCGUCACCUGCGCCCAGCAGGAGGGGACGGGCGCGGUGCCGCCGCCGCCGCCGCACCGCUGCCUCACCUGCGGCAAGAGCUUCAAGAACGGCUCGGGGCUGGCGCGGCACCUGCCCGGCCACGGAGCCGCGCCCCAGCCGGGCGAGGCCGCACCGGCCGCCGAGCCCCCCGCGCCGGCCGAGCGGCCGUACCGGUGCGGCGAGUGCGGCAAGGCCUUCAAGGGAUCCUCGGGGCUGCGCUACCACCUGCGGGACCACACGGGCGAGCGGCCCUACACCUGCGGCACCUGCGGCAAGAGCUUCAAGCGCUCCUCGCUGCUGCAGACGCACCUGCGCGUGCACACGGGGCUGCGCGCCUUCCAGUGCGCCCAGUGCGGCCUCACCUUCAAAUGGGCGUCCCACUACCAGUACCACCUGCGGCAGCACUCCGGCGAGCGGCCCUACCGCUGCCCCAGCUGCCCUAAAGCCUUCAAGAACUCGUCCAGCCUGCGGCGGCACCGGCACACGCACACGGGCGAGCGGCCGCACGCCUGCGGCACCUGCGGCAAGGCCUUCGCGCAGGCCACCAACCUGCGGCAGCACCUGCGCGUGCACACGGGCGAGCGGCCCUACAGCUGCGGCACCUGCGGCAAGAGCUUCACGCACUCGUCCAACCUGCAGCUGCACCGCCGCACGCACUCGGCCGCGCGGCCCUUCCGCUGCCCCGCCUGCCCCAAGGCCUUCGUCAUGGCCGCCUACCUGCAGCGGCACCUGCGCACGCACGGCCCCGCGCCCGCCGCGGCGCCGCCGGUGCCGGUGCCGGUGCCGCCCGUGAGCCUCGUGCUGCUGCCCGGCCCGCAGCGGCUGCAGCUCGUCGCCGGCGGCGCCUCGGCCCAAAAGGUGCUGCUGCUGCCCGCCCUGACUCGUGGCUCUGGGCACGCUCCGGGCACGCAGGUGGGCAAACAGGUGGGCAGCCAGGCGGGCAGCGGCACGCAGGCAUGGCACGGCGUCUUGUUUGUGCCCAGUGGGGGCGGUGAGGGGAUGGGCGCCGGGGGGCAGCUGAGGGUGGCUGAGGUGACCGGGGUGACCGGGGUCACAGGGGUGACGGGGGUGACCGGGGUGGCCAGGGUGACUGGGGUGGCAGGGGUCACAGGGGUCACAGGUGUAGGGGUGACAGGAGUGACAGGUGUAGGUGUCACAGGGGUUACAGGUGUGACAGGAGUCACACGUGUGGGUGCCACAGGUGUCACAGGUGUAGGGGCCACAGGGGUGACCGGGGUCACAGGGGUCACAGGUGUCCAGCUCCAGGUGCUGCCAGCGGCCCCAGAGGUCACCAAUGCCCAGGUGCAGGGCAGGGAGGUGACCAAUGCCCAGGUGCCACCACGGCUGCAGGUCAGCAAUGGGCAGGGGCAGGCCCAGGGGGUCACAGGGGCCACAGGGGUCACAGGGGUCACAGGGUUGCAGCUCCAGGUGCUGCCGAUGCCCUCGGAGGUGCCCAAUGUCCAGCUCCAGGUGCUGCCGAUGCCCUCGGAGGUGCCCAAUGUCCAGCUCCAGGCGCUGCCGCCGCCACCUGAGGUCACCAAGGUCCAGCUCCAAGCAGGGGAAGUGACCAGUGUCCAGCUCCAGGCCACCGAGGUGACCAAUGUCCAGUUCCAGGCACUGCCACCACCCUCAGGUGUCACCAACGUCCAGCUCCGGGUGUUGCCACCACUGGCAGAGGCCACCGAGGUGACCAAUGUCCAGCUCCAGGCCACCGAGGUGACCAAUGUCCAGCUCCAAGCAGGGGAAGUGACCAAUGUCCAGCUCCAGGCGCUGCCACCACCAUCAGGUGUCCCCAGUGUCCAGUUCCAUGUGCUGCCACCACCCCCUGAGGUCACCAACGUCCAGCUCCAGGCCACCGAGGUGACCAGUGUCCAGUUCCAGGCGCUGCCACCACCUCCGGGUGUCACCAGUGUCCAGCUCCGGGUGUUGCCACCACCACCUGAGGUCACCAACGUCCAGCUCCAGGCCACCGAGGUGACCAGUGUCCAGCUCCAGGCGCUGCCACCACCUCCGGGUGUCACCAGUGUCCAGCUCCGGGUGUUGCCACCACCACCUGAGGUCACCAACGUCCAGCUCCAGGCCACCGAGGUGACCAAUGUCCAGCUGCAGGCGCUGCCACCACCCCCUGAGGUCACCAAGGUCCAGCUGCAGGUGCUGCCACCACCCUCAGGUGUCACCAAGGUCCAGCUCCAGGCCCUGCCCCUGCCCUCGGGUGUCCCCAGUGUCCAGCUCCAGCUGUUGCCACCACCGGCUGAGGCCACCAGUGUCCAUCUCCAGGCCACCGAGGUGCCCAAUGUCCAGCUCCGGGUGUUGCCACCACCAGCAGUGGCCACCAGUGUCCAUCUCCAGGCCACUGAGGUGCCCAAUGUCCAUCUCCAGGCCACCGAGGUGCCCAACGUCCAGCUCCAGGUGUUGCCACCACCCUCGGGUGUCCCCAGUGUCCAGCUCCAGGCCACUGAGGUGCCCAAUGUCCACCUGGAGCCCUUGGAGGUGCCCAGUGUCCACCUGGAGAUGGCAGAGGUGCCCUCUGACCACCUGGACACCACUGAGGAGGUGCCAAACGUCCACCUGGAGGUGCCCAGUGUCCACUUGGAGGCCACAGAGGAGGUGCCCGGUGCCCACCUGGACCCCGCUGAGGUGCCCAGUGUCCACCUGGAGAUGUCAGAGGUGCCCAGUGUCCACCUGGAGACCACAGAGGAGGUGCCCGGUGCCCACCUGGACACCUUGGAGAUGACCAAUGCCCACCUGCACACGUCGGAAGUGCCCUCUGUCCACUUGGAGCCUCCUGAGGAGGUGCCCAGUGUCCAGCUGGAGGUGCCCAGUGCCCACCUGGACACCACGGAGGUGCCUAGUGUCCGGCUGGAGGUGCCCAGUGUCCAGCUGGAGGUGCCCAGUGCCCACCUGGAGGUGCCCAGUGCCCACCAGGACACAUCAGAGGUGCCCAGUGCCCACCUGGAGACCACAGAAGUGCCCAGUGCCCACCUGGACACCUUGGAGAUGACCAGUGCCCACCUGGAGGUGUCAGCGGUGCCCUCUGCCCACCUGGAACCCACGGAGAAAGUGCCCGGUGCCCACCUGGAGCCAGCUGAGGUGACCAGUGCCCACUUGGACGCACCUUGGAGGUGCCCAAUGUCCACCUGGAGGUGCCCACUGCCCACCUGGGCCCUGCUGAGGUGCCCAGUGCCCACCUGGAGACCACAGAGGAGGUGCCCAGUGCCCACCUGGAGGUGCCCAGUGCCCACCUGGACACAUCAGAGGUGCCCAGUGUCCAGCUGGAAACCACAGAGGAGGUGCCCAGUGCCCACCUGGAGGUGCCCAGUGCCCACCUGGAGACCACGCAGGUGCCCAGUGUCCACCUGGACACCAUGGAGGAGGUGCCCAGUGUCCACCUGGAGGUGCCCGGUGCCCACCUGGACACAUCAGAGGUGCCCAGUGCCCACCUGGAGGUGCCCAGUGCCCACCUGGACACAUCAGAGGUUCCCAGUGUCCACCUGGAGGUGCCCAGUGCCCACCUGGACACAUCAGAGGUUCCCAGUGUCCACCUGGAGGUGCCCAGUACCCACCUGGACACAUCAGAGGUUCCCAGUGCCCACCUGGAGGUGUCCAAUGCCCACCUGGACCCUGCUGAGGUGCCCAGUGCCCACCUGGAGGUGCCCGGUGCCCAGCCGGACCCCCGAGGAGGUGCCCGGUGCCCACCUCUCUCACCUGCUCACCUGUGCCCGCAGGUGAGGGGGGGUCUGGGGGCGCCAGGGGGGCACCAGGGGGCGCUCUCGUGUCAAUAAAGGCGCCCCUCCCCCUCCC
Corvus hawaiiensis (hawaiian crow) is the source of this 4685-nucleotide messenger RNA. Its product is annotated as zinc finger protein 628-like. The record is from RefSeq and is a predicted model, not a curated record. Gene Ontology annotation, biological process: regulation of transcription by RNA polymerase II. Lineage: Eukaryota; Metazoa; Chordata; Aves; Passeriformes; Corvidae. Gene Ontology annotation, molecular function: DNA-binding transcription factor activity; RNA polymerase II cis-regulatory region sequence-specific DNA binding.